Pteronotus mesoamericanus is the source of this 1417-nucleotide messenger RNA. It is a transcript of the gene CA6, whose product is annotated as carbonic anhydrase 6. The record is from RefSeq and is a predicted model, not a curated record. Lineage: Eukaryota; Metazoa; Chordata; Mammalia; Chiroptera; Mormoopidae. Gene Ontology annotation, biological process: one-carbon metabolic process. Gene Ontology annotation, molecular function: zinc ion binding; carbonate dehydratase activity. The coding region runs from base 65 to 1081 and encodes 338 amino acids. The transcript is spliced from 9 exons.
AAGGAGGAUAUAAGCCAGGCUCUGGUCUACUGCAAGCAGCAGGGACAGCCAGCAGGAGAUACAAAUGCAGCUUGCAGUUCUGACAGCGGGCCGCCCUUUGACCUGCAGCAGCACGAUGACUCCGGUGAUACUGAUGUCCCUGGUCCUCAUGGGAGCCCUGGCCCAGCACGGGACCGAGUGGACGUACUCAGAGGGGGCACUGGAUGAGGAGCACUGGCCCAGGGAGUACCCCGCCUGCGGGGGGAAGAGACAGUCGCCCAUCAACCUGCAGAGGAAGAAGGUGCAGUACAACCCCUCCCUGAAAGCUCUGAACCUGACCGGCUACGAGGCCCAGGGGGGCGAGUUCCCCAUGACCAACAAUGGCCACACAGUGCAGAUCAGCCUGCCGCCCACCAUGCGCAUGACGGCCUCCGACGGCACCGAGUACGUAGCCCAGCAGAUGCACUUCCACUGGGGCGGCGCGUCCUCCGAGAUCAGCGGCUCCGAGCACACCAUCGACGGCAUCAGAUAUGUGUCAGAGAUUCACGUCGUGCACUACAAUUCUAAGUACAGCAGCUACAACGUCGCCAAGAGUGCCCCGGAUGGCCUGGCCGUGCUGGCAGCCCUGGUGGAGGUCAAGGAGUAUGCCGAAAACACCUACUACAGCAACUUCAUUUCUCACCUGAAGAACAUCAGGCAUCCAGGACAAAGCACAGUUCUGAGCGGCCUUGACAUUCAGGACAUGCUUCCUGAAAACCUCUACCACUACUACAGCUACCAGGGCUCACUCACCACUCCUCCCUGUACUGAGAACGUGCAGUGGUUCCUGUUGGCAGACACCGUCCGCCUCUCCAGGGCACAGAUUAGGAAGCUUGAGAACUCCUUAUUGGACUACCAGAACAAGGUAAUCCGCAACGACUACCGCAGGACCCAGCCCCUGAACAACAGAGUGGUGGAAGCCAACUUCAUGUAUCACCGUAACCCUCAACAUUUUCUAGGCUCCGAGCUCCAGUUUUACCUACGCAAGAUCGAGAGUAACCUCGAAUACUUGAGGAGAUACAUCGAACAGAAGAGGGCAAAGAGAAAAAGCAAGUAUGACUGAGCGGGCAGCGGGAGCUGGUGCAGGGAGCGGGGCCCGCCCCUGAGCCCACGCCCUGCCCUGGCUCCGAGGACUGUUUCCUGGAUCGUACCACUCCCCCGGAGGCACCUGCUGAAUUUCUGAUUAAAACAGCGGAAAUCAUCAUCCACGAAAGGAAGUGAUAUGAUUAAAAUGUAAGAGAAGGGAUUUAGUUAGACACCACUCAUGGAAAUGGACUGGAAUACACAUUUAAAGGGUUAACUAUCCUCCUGUGAAAUCAUGCAUGUUGAUCUUUCUAAAUUAUCAGCCAGCCCAGACUUCCCUGUAGCAUUUAGAGGUAAUAAAUAACUUUAGAAAUAG